UUUCAUGGGAGCGCCCGCGGGUGUGCGCGAACACGCUCAGCGGCUGGACUGUGUAAUUCGCAGCAGAUGACCACUUUUUCGGGGGGGGAUGGAGACUUUUAACUGUGGAAGGGAGCUGUGCUCGGACAGCAUCAGAGUGGUUUGGACUAAUUAACGUGCUGACCAGCGAUGGAGCCAUGUACCUGAGGCGUGCACAGCUUUCCAGGGAAACAAUGGAUGAGUCGGUCUGCAGCACGACGGGAGAAAGGCGCGACUGCACCUGAACAGCACGCAGCGACCCUGGUGCGUGCCAGCAGCACUCUGGGGAUGGAUACCAACGGGUUCCUUGCGGGGAUUUGCUUUUUCCUGCUGUCAGUGAGUGGGGUUACAGCUUCAGCACUAGACUAUUGUCCCGAGCGCUGCGACUGUCCGCAUGCACGGCACCUCAUGUGCGCCAACCGCGGGUUGCGCGCUGUGCCAAAGCCCACUGAUGCGCGGGUGUCCCAUGACGCGCUGAUCUUCAGCCUCGGGGGCAACUUCAUCACAAACAUUUCUGCCUUCGAUUUCACCUGGUAUACUGACCUUGUGAGGCUCAAUUUACAGUAUAAUCAAAUUGCAAUUAUUCAUCCCAAAUCGUUUGAGAAACUUUCCAAGUUGGAGGAGCUGUAUCUAGGACAUAAUCUUUUAACAGCUGUACCUGCUGGAACUUUACAACCCCUGAGGAAAUUAACUACCCUCUACGGAAAUAACAAUGACAUUAAGAACAUCACCGCGGAGCUCUUUUCCAACUUGGAUAAUCUUACUAAAUUGCGCCUGGAUGGAAACGCGAUAGAAAUUCUGCAGGAUUCUGUUUUUAAAAGCGUGCCUAGUUUGCAUUAUCUCCAUCUGGAACACAACAACGUGCAUUAUAUACACAUGAAGGCUUUCUCAACGCUAACAAACCUGCGCUUUUUAAACCUGGCGCACAACAAGCAGUCUGCAGUGCGCGACGUCCUCACGUUUGCGCCGCUCAGAGCUCUGACGACCUUGCUGCUCUCUGAGAAUGAAAUACAGCACAUCGGAAACGACGUCUUCCAAAACCUGAAAAAGCUAUCAAAGCUGUCCCUGAGCAACAACAGGAUAUCUGGCAUGGACAGGGACGCCCUCAGGGGGCUGACGGCUCUCAGGGAGCUGCUGAUUGACGGCAACGACCUGCAGGAAAUCCCCGCCGGGCUGCUCGACCCUCUGCAGCGCGUCGAGGAGCUGGACCUGAGCCGCAACCGCAUCUCCAGCGUGCACCCCUCGGCCUUCUCCAAACUGAGAAAGCUAAAGGUGCUGAGGCUGAAGAACAACUUCCUCAGCAGUCUGUCCGGGGACAGCUUUGCCCUCAACGACGUGCUGCACAAGCUGGACCUGCACGGCAACAACUGGACGUGCGACUGUCGCCUGCAGGAGCUGAAGAGAUGGAUGAGCGCCGCGCACUCGCAGGGCAAACUUUUGACCGUAUUUGUGCAAUGUCGUUACCCUGCAACCCUGAGGGGGAAAUAUUUGGACUAUGUGAACAGCUCCCAGCUGCAACCCCUCGGGAACUGGAGUCAUUUGUGCAAGAGACGCACUUUGCCUGAGGAGAGCCCGGGAGAGGGUUUGCUGGGGAAGGGAGAGGGGGGGGAGAAAGGUGAGUCCAGCCUAGAUGCAGGAUGGAGUGAAGAGUUGAGGGGUGAAGGGGUUCAGCAGGGUGCAGGUGAGAAAAAUGAAACAGUUGUGGGGGAAGGAGAAGAUUUUAGACAAGGGAAGAGGGAUGGAGGGAUGACUAAGGGAGAGAGAGAGAAAAGGAAAAGACAGGGGCAAGAAGAGGUAGAAGUCCAACAAGACCAAGGCAAUCCGGAAGUGACGGAGGAGGCAUCAAUCCUGAAAGGAAAGAAACCAAGAAGGGAGUCACAAGCUGCUACAGAAAGACAGGGGAAACGUGCCAAAGGUAGACACAGGUCGAAUGUUCUUCACAAAACGGAUCCAUCGACCACGCCGAGCCCCGCGCCGAGCACCGGACCCAAGACCGACACUCCCGUCCGGUCAGGAGAAAGGUUUGAUCUCCUGAGGUCAGACCUGCCUGUAAUCACAGAUCCUUGCACGUUCAACCGUCAUUUCAUCACCAACGUGUCAGUGGAUGACGUGACCUCUAGUACCGCCACCGUCUUCUGGACCACCAGGGAGCAUCACCAUCACACAGCAGGAUCCAGACGAGGCCUCCCCGAAAUCCACUACCGGGUUCUGUACGACAGGUUUGGCACCCCGGAUCGUUUUCCCCGCUACGUCUACGCACACGGCUCGUCUCGCUCCGUCACCCUGCGAGAGCUCAGCUCAGGAGUCACCUACAUGGUCUGUGUGGAGGGAGCGGUGGGGGGAUCCGUGUGUCAGGUGGCGCCCCGGGACCACUGCGCGGGACUGGUCACCCUCCACGAGGAGCGGGUCCGGGGAGCCUCGCUGACCUCUGACCUGCAGCUGGUCACGGUGGCGACUCUAGUGGGGAACGCCGUGCUGCUGCUGGUCAUCGGCGGGGUGUGGCUGGGGCGGAGCCUCAGGAGAAGGCUGCAGAGGAGGAAGUCGGCCGUCCACGUGCGCCACAUGUACUCCACCAGGAGGCCGUUUCGACCCCCCGUGGCCACGGCCUCCGUGUCGACUGACUUCACCAGCUACCAGAGCAGUCGGCCCGCGCGGCUCGCCCCACUGGAGGAGGGAGACCUCAUCGAGUUUCCCUGCGACCGCUUUCUAGACAGCUGCAGCACUCGCAGGGACAGCGACAUGCAGAGAUUCUCCCACUGAAACUACAAAAACUCAAACCAAAUACUGACACUGUACAGCAAAGAAAGGCAUAUGUUUUGUUGAGGUUUCUGACUAUUGUUCUCUUGGCUUGACAUGCUGCAGUUUCACAUUAUAUGCAUGGAUUUGCUUGCAGCUGUACAGAGACCCACUGAAAGGCUUCUCUCGGGCCUCCUCAGACUGCAGAGGAAGUCCAAUCCCCCUGACUUCCUUUUCCUGCUUUGUGCCUUUUCCUCUUUUAUUUCCUUGCACCUGUGAGUGUCCUUAAAUGUGUGAUUGUUGUGAGUGCAAGUGUGCACAUGUGAAUGAUGUACCACUGAUUUCGAUAAUGGUGCUAAUAGUGAAUUAUCAGACAUCAUAUUGUCUCACAUUUGUACAGAAUGUAACGAUGGCUGCUGGUUAGCAAAAAAGGUUUAAAAAAAAAAAGAAAAAAAUUGUCUUGUGCCACACCUAUCAUGUUUUUUUUUUAUACUUUUGUAUGGAACUUUGUAUCAUUUUUCAAUAUGAAAAGAAGUAAAA
This is a messenger RNA of Cololabis saira (Pacific saury), 3294 nucleotides long. It is a transcript of the gene tril, whose product is annotated as TLR4 interactor with leucine-rich repeats. NCBI's taxonomy places the organism in Eukaryota, Metazoa, Chordata, Actinopteri, Beloniformes, Belonidae. The record is from RefSeq and is a predicted model, not a curated record. The coding region runs from base 217 to 2778 and encodes 853 amino acids. Gene Ontology annotation, cellular component: extracellular matrix. The transcript has a single exon. Gene Ontology annotation, molecular function: protein binding.